UUUCUCUCGUUUCAUUAAUUGAAGGUCUGUCUCAGCUCCUUUUUCGCCGCUGAGUCUCAGAUUCCCUUGUUAUCUCUCAGGAUUCACCAAACCGAUCCCCUUCCCUUCUUAGUUCCUUCCUUAUCCCUUCUUUUUUAAAUUUUUUUUUUAUAUUUUUUAUUUUUUAAAACUCAAAUUUUAGUUUAUUAUUAUUUGUUAUUCAGUCUUUUGGGAGAAAUGAGCGAUCAUCUGGUGCCUCCGAUUCUGCUCCGAGAGCCGAGGACGAGGACGAGGAGGAGGAUGAGGAGGCGCCGCUGUUGCAGAUGGCGGAGUGCCGCAUUUGUCAGGAGGAAGACACCGUCAACAAUCUCGAGUCGCCAUGUGCUUGCAGCGGUAGUCUCAAGUAUGCUCACAGAAAGUGCGUCCAGCAUUGGUGCGAUGAGAAAGGAGACAUUAUUUGUGAGAUAUGUCACAAGCCCUAUGAACCUGGUUAUACUGCCCCACCACCACGUGCACAUCCUGAAGAAACUACCAUUGAUAUAGGGGGAGGUUGGACAAUUUCUGGCACACCUUUGGACUUGCGGGAUCCUCGUCUCUUGGCAAUUGCUGAGGCGGAACGCCAAUUCUUGGAAGCAGAGUAUGAUGGAUAUGCUGCUUCUAAUGCCAGCGGUGCUGCAUUUUGCCGAUCAGCUGCUCUUAUUUUGAUGGCUCUUCUACUCUUGAGGCAUGCACUUGCAGUCACAGAUGAAGAUGCCGAUGAUGAUCCAUCCACUUUCUUCUCUCUUUUCUUGCUUCGAGCUGCUGGGUUUCUUUUGCCUUGCUACAUCAUGGCUUGGGCAAUCAGUAUUUUGCAACGUCGGCGACAAAGACAAGAGGCUGCAGCACUGGCGGCAACUCAAGUCGCGUUCGUUUUUCAAUCCGGGCAGCGUAGGGGUCUGCAGUUCGCCAUUGCACCAGGACCUGCAGUGAGUACACACCAGGAACAAGUGUAGUUUGUUUGUAUGCCAGUGUAUGUGUACGAAAUGGCGAUGCGCCAUGUAAAAAGAUGGCUUUGUUGAAAUGCCACAUAUAGUACUCUUGAUUUUUCUCCGCCCUAAUGUUAAUGUACCUACCUGCAUACAUUCACUUUGCAAAUUGCAACUUUGAGAUGGUAGUUGAUUUUUUUUUUAAUUCGAAACAGAUUUAUUUAUUGAUCUAA
Molecule: messenger RNA, 1177 nt
Organism: Arachis duranensis
Lineage: Eukaryota; Viridiplantae; Streptophyta; Magnoliopsida; Fabales; Fabaceae
Biological process (GO): protein ubiquitination
Cellular component (GO): membrane
Molecular function (GO): zinc ion binding; ubiquitin-protein transferase activity
Source: RefSeq, a predicted model, not a curated record